AUGGGCUGGCAAUUUGCCUGGGAGACCAUGAUGAAAGAGCUGGCUCCACAGACCAAAGAUGGCAGCUACGCGAGGCCCACAUACAAUUUGAAAGGAGUCAUUGGCAGUCCUGAGCUCCCAGCGGAGUCAGGAAGGUAUCAUCUGUAUGUAGGCAACGCAUGCCCCUGGUGCCAUCGGGUUCUGCUGGCACUCAUUGUGCAUGGUUUGCUGCCGCACGUCUCCUACACAAUGGCCGUGGAUGACCCGGAGAGAGCCUCUCGAGGUGGCUGGGUUUUUGACCAAGCAGAACCGGUCUUCAACGCCAAAGAUCUCCGGGAAGUCUAUGAUGCAGCCAGUCCUGGGUACAGAGGGCGCUGCACAGCUCCUCUGCUGGUGGAUAAGCGCACUCGGAAGCUGGUUUGCAAUGAGAGCAGCGACAUUGUGCGCAUGCUGAACAGUGUGCAGCUGCCAGGAUGCACGCCUUUUGAUCUCUACCCUGCGCAACUGUCCCGCGAGAUUGAUGCCAUCAACGACAUUGUGCAUAACAAGAUAAACAAUGGCGUCUACAAGUCUGGUUUUGCGACAACGCAAUCUGCAUAUGCUCGAGCGCAGCAAGAGUUGUAUGGCGCUUUGGACCUCGUUGAGCAGCGCCUGUCAGAGCACAGAUUCCUGGUCGGAGACAGGUUCACAGAGGCGGAUUUGAGGCUUUAUCCCACUGUGGUUCGAUAUGAUGGCAUGUACGCAACUCUGUUCAAGUGCUGUCGGAAACGCAUCUCCGACUAUCCCAACCUGUCAGCAUGGUUGAGAGAUGUCUACCAGAUCACGGUUCAGGAUGCCUCGCAGAUGCAGAUCAGCACCAGCUUCGAUCUGGACGAGGCGCGGCGCAGCUAUUUCACAUCGCUGUUCCCCCUGAACCCUGGAGGAAUUGUCCCGGUCGGGCCAACCAUCGAUGACCUUGCCUUGCACCGGGAUGCAGGCCGAGGUUCUCACAGCGCUGAAAGUGUCUUCAAUUUCCAAGCGAUGCCCUCUGCAGUGGCAGCUUAG
Messenger RNA from Coccomyxa subellipsoidea C-169, 1023 nucleotides. Its product is annotated as putative glutathione S-transferase. The transcript has 6 exons. The record is from RefSeq and is a predicted model, not a curated record. Bases 1 to 1023 code for a protein of 340 amino acids. NCBI's taxonomy places the organism in Eukaryota, Viridiplantae, Chlorophyta, Trebouxiophyceae, Coccomyxaceae. Gene Ontology annotation, cellular component: cytoplasm. Gene Ontology annotation, molecular function: glutathione transferase activity.